Messenger RNA from Daucus carota subsp. sativus, 2005 nucleotides. RefSeq lists its product as uncharacterized. Lineage: Eukaryota; Viridiplantae; Streptophyta; Magnoliopsida; Apiales; Apiaceae. The transcript has 8 exons. Gene Ontology annotation, cellular component: membrane. The coding region runs from base 422 to 1654 and encodes 410 amino acids. The record is from RefSeq and is a predicted model, not a curated record. Gene Ontology annotation, biological process: transport. Gene Ontology annotation, molecular function: transporter activity.
CAGUUUUUCUGUAGCCUGCCAAACAUAUUGAUUUUGAAAAACAAUAAAAACUCGAGAAUAAAAAGAAACGGGUACCCAAAUUUUAGUGGGAAAUCAAGAUGUAUGAGCUCUGCAAAUUUGAUUGAAAAAUAUAUUUUCCCGUCUCUGCUGGAAAGAUUUCAGUUUCGUUUGAAAACAAUCUCAAUUGUUUUACUGCAUUCGACACAAAACCCCCAUUGUUGUCUCAAUUUCAUUGGGCUUUGCAGAAUCAUCAGAUCUUUUUCUCCAAACAAUCCUCUAAAUUGGGGUUUUGAUUCUGUUCCUGGGAUUCAAAUUGCAGGUGCAUAAGAUGAUAUGUUGCAUUUUGGUUGCAGGUGCAAUUUGUGUCAAAUGCAUUGAGAAGCCUAACAAUUUGCCUUUCCUUUGAGCAAAUUUGUUAGGAAUGGGGCAUAUACUGUAUAUUCUUGUUGCAUUUCCCUGCAUGGUUGGGGCUAUUGCUUUAGCGAUUUACCAUAUAUACAUGCACUUGUUGAACUACACCGAGCCUACUUAUCAGAGAUACAUUGUCCGCAUCAUCUUCAUGGUUCCUGUUUAUGCAUUGAUGUCUUUCCUGUCCCUAGUUGUAACUGAGAGCGCCACUAUCUAUUUUAAUUCCAUUCGUGAAAUAUAUGAAGCCUGGGUCAUUUAUAAUUUCCUUUCCUUGUGCCUGGAUUGGGUAGGUGGUCCAGGAGCUGUUGUUUUAAGUCUAACUGGUCGUGUUCUGAAGCCAAAUUGGUGUUUAAUGACCUGCUGCUUUCUUCCGAUUCCACUUGAUGGGCGUUUUAUACGAAGGUGCAAACAAGGGUGUUUGCAGUUUGUCUUUCUCAAGCCUAUCCUAGUUGUCGUUACAAUCAUACUCUAUGAGAAAGGAAAAUACCAUGAUGGGAAUUUCAGUGCAAAACAAUCUUACCUUUAUCUCACCAUUAUCUAUACAUGUUCCUACUCUGCAGCGUUGUAUGCUCUGUACCUGUUUUACGUUGCAUGCAGGGAUCUGCUCCAGCCAUUUAAUCCUGUACCGAAGUUCAUCAUCAUUAAAUCUGUCGUCUUCUUGACUUAUUGGCAGGGUGUUAUAGUUUUUUUGGCAGCAAGGACCGGUUACAUAAAAGAUACAGAGGAAGCUGCUGAAUUUCAGAAUUUUAUACUCUGUGUUGAGAUGCUUCUGGCAGCUAUGGGUCAUUAUUUUGCAUUUCCAUACAAGGAGUAUGCUGGGGCAAAUAUUGGCAGUUCUCGUAAUUUUAAAGAAAGCUUAGCACAUGCUCUCAUGAUAAAUGACUUAUACCAUGACACUGUCCAUCAGUUUGCACCUACUUACCAUGACUAUGUACUCUACAACCACCAUGAUGGUGAUGUGGGAUCAACAAGGUACCGCACGCGGACCUUUGUCCCAACUGGACAAGAGAUGGAUAUGGUAAGAAAGAGAAACAUUGAUUCACAGCAAACUAGUGGUGGUUCUGGCCCAAACAGUCCCCUUCACCAGAGUGCUACACGUGAUACUUCAAAAUCAGAGGCAAUGAACAGCUCCUUGCUCAUGGAAAGUAGUUCUAUCUCCAUGCCUUAUGAAGUGUCACUGAUUGACCUAGACAUCCCCAGUUACUCUGCAAAGGUACCUCCAUCUAAUUACACUGGAACAAGGUGACAAGAACAUGAACCAAUUCACUGAUUUAACUAUACAUCUUGAAUGUUAUAUCCUGUGCGAAAGAAAAGGCCUGCAAUAUCCACUGCAAAAAGAAUUGAACAGUUGUCCUCGGGGUACUUAUAGUUUUCUGAGUUUCUUAGUUCUAGCUCUUUUGGAUAAAACGGUUAGUUUGAUAUCGAUUAGCCUGAUAUUGUCAUUAGCUUGUACAUUUAGGGUACUAGUUUUUCCUAACAUUGGUCAGCAGUUGCAAAAGAGAGAGAUUGAUUAACAAUUACUGGCAUGGGUUUUUUCACCCUUACAUAAAUCAGCUCACUUUUAAAUGCCCAUGCAUGGGGCUUUUUUCUGCGCUUA